Molecule: messenger RNA, 2757 nt
Organism: Sorex fumeus (smoky shrew)
Lineage: Eukaryota; Metazoa; Chordata; Mammalia; Eulipotyphla; Soricidae
Gene: TYRO3
Product: TYRO3 protein tyrosine kinase
Exons: 19
Coding region: 29-2707 (892 amino acids)
Biological process (GO): phagocytosis; nervous system development; platelet aggregation
Cellular component (GO): signaling receptor complex
Molecular function (GO): ATP binding; transmembrane receptor protein tyrosine kinase activity; protein binding
Source: RefSeq, a predicted model, not a curated record
GGCCCGGCAUGGUGCGGCGUCGCGGCCGAUGGCGCUGAGGCGGAGCAUGGGGCGGCCGGGGCCCCCGCCGCCGCCGCCGCCGCCGCCGCCGCCGCCGCUCGCGCUGCUGCUGGCCGCGCUGGCCGCGCUGCUGCUCCCGGGGCCGGCGGCCGCAGACCUGAAGCUCGUGGGAGCCCCAGCAAAGCUGACGGUGUCCCAGGGGCAGCCAGUGAGUCUCAACUGCAGCGUGGAGGGGAUGAAGGAGCCUGAGAUUCAGUGGAUGAAGGACGGGGCGGCGGUGCAGAAUGUGGACCAGAUGUUCAUCUCCGUCAGCGAGCAGCACUGGGUGGCCUUCCUCAGCCUGAAGUCAGUGGAGCGCUCGGACGCCGGCCGCUACUGGUGCCAGGUGGAGGAUGGGGGACAAACCAAGACUUCCCAGCCCGUGUCGCUCACAGUGGAAGGUGUGCCAUUUUUCACCGUGGAGCCCAAAGAUCUGGCAGUUCCUCCCAAUGCCCCCUUCCAGCUGUCUUGUGAGGCUGUGGGUCCCCCUGAGCCUGUCACCAUUAUCUGGUGGAGAGGGAACAUGAGAGUUGGGAAACCAGCCCCGUCUCCUUCCGUUUUAAACGUAACAGGAGUGACCCAGAGCACAGUGUUCUCCUGUGAGGCUCACAACGGGAAAGGCCUGGCCUCCUCUCGACCCGCGACUGUUCGCCUUCAAGCGCUGCCCGCGGCCCCCUUCAAUGUCACGGUGACCAAGCUCUCCAGCAACAAUGCGAGCGUGGCCUGGGUGCCAGGUGCUGAUGGCCUGUCCCUGCUCCAGUCUUGCACAGUUCAGGUGACGCAGGCCCCAGGAGACUGGGAGGUCCUGGCUGUGGUGGUUCCUGUGCCUCCUUUUACCUGUCUGCUCCGGGACCUGGCACCUGCCACCAACUACAGCCUCCGGGUGCGCUGUGCCAACGCCUUGGGCCCUUCUCCGUAUGCUGACUGGGUACCCUUUCGGACGAAGGGUCUGGCCCCAGCCAGUGCCCCCCAGAACCUCCACGCCAUCCACACUGACUCCGGCCUCAUCCUGGAGUGGGAAGAAGUGAUUCCCGAGGGAUCGUUGGAGGUCCCACUGGGGCCCUAUAAGUUGCUCUGGGUUCAGGACAAUGGAACCCAGGGUGAACUUACGGUGGAGGGGACCAUGGCCAACCUGACAGGCUGGGAUCCCCAGAAGGACCUGACAGUGCGCGUGUGCGUGGCCAAUGCGGUGGGCUGCGGGCCCUGGAGUCAGCCCCUGGUGGUCUCUUUUCAUGACCAUGCAGGCCAGCAGGCCCCUCCUCAUAGCCGCACAUCCUGGGUGCCUGUGGUCCUGGGCGUGCUGACGGCCCUGAUCACGGCUGCUGCCCUGGCCCUUAUCCUGCUCCGCAAGAGGCGCAAGGAGACACGGUUCGGACAAGCCUUUGACAGUGUCAUGGCCCGGGGCGAGCCUGCUGUCCACUUCCGGGCAGCGCGGUCCUUCAAUCGGGAGCGGCCCGAGCGCAUUGAGGCCACACUGGACAGCCUGGGCAUCAGCGACGAACUCAAGGACAAGCUGGAGGACGUGCUCAUCCCUGAGCAGCAGUUCACACUGGGCCGGAUGCUGGGCAAAGGAGAGUUUGGCUCCGUGCGGGAGGCCCAGCUGAAGCAGGAGGAUGGCUCAUUUGUGAAAGUGGCUGUGAAGAUGCUGAAAGCCGACAUCAUUGCCUCGAGUGACAUCGAAGAGUUCCUACGGGAGGCGGCAUGUAUGAAGGAGUUUGACCACCCACACGUGGCCAAGCUCGUGGGGGUGAGCCUCCGGAGCAGGGCCAAAGGCCGACUCCCCAUCCCCAUGGUCAUCCUGCCGUUCAUGAAGCACGGCGACCUGCACGCCUUCCUGCUCGCCUCCCGCAUUGGGGAGAAUCCUUUUAACCUGCCCCUGCAGACCCUGGUGCGGUUCAUGGUGGACAUUGCCUGCGGCAUGGAGUAUCUGAGCUCCCGGAACUUCAUCCACCGGGAUCUGGCAGCUCGAAACUGCAUGCUGGCUGAAGACAUGACGGUGUGUGUGGCUGACUUUGGGCUCUCCCGGAAGAUCUACAGCGGGGACUACUAUCGGCAGGGCUGUGCCUCCAAGCUGCCCGUCAAGUGGCUCGCCCUGGAGAGCCUGGCCGACAACUUGUACACGGUGCACAGUGACGUGUGGGCUUUUGGAGUGACCAUGUGGGAGAUCAUGACUCGUGGGCAGACGCCAUACGCCGGCAUCGAGAAUGCUGAGAUUUACAACUACCUCAUCAGCGGGAACCGCCUCAAACAGCCUCCUGAGUGUAUGGAGGACAUCUACGAGCUCAUGUACCAGUGCUGGGAUACAGACCCCAAGCAGCGCCCGAGCUUCACCUGCCUGCGCAUGGAGCUGGAGAGCAUCCUGGGCCACCUGUCGGUGCUCUCCAGCAGCCGGGACCCCUUGUACAUGAACCUGGAGAGGGCCGAUGAGCCUGCUGAGGGAGGCAGCUUGGAACUGCCCAGCGGAGACCAGGCCAGCGGUGGGGUGGGGGAUGGCAGUGCUCUGGGCGCCACGGGGGGCACUCCCAGUGACUAUCGCUACAUCCUCAGCCCAGGGGGCCUCCCUGAGCAGCCUGGCCAGGAGGAGCCGCCGCAGCCCCAAAGCCCCCUCAACGAGGCCCAGAGGCUCCUGCUGCAGCAGCAAGGGCUCCUGCCCCACAGCAGCUGUUAGCCCAUGGGGCCAGGGCUUCCAGGCCGUGUGCUGGCGCUGCCAUCCUUUGA